Molecule: messenger RNA, 1432 nt
Organism: Eublepharis macularius
Lineage: Eukaryota; Metazoa; Chordata; Lepidosauria; Squamata; Eublepharidae
Product: endothelin receptor type B-like
Exons: 9
Coding region: 1-1362 (453 amino acids)
Biological process (GO): enteric nervous system development; G protein-coupled receptor signaling pathway; vasoconstriction
Cellular component (GO): membrane
Molecular function (GO): endothelin receptor activity
Source: RefSeq, a predicted model, not a curated record
AUGGUGCCUACAGCACUCUGGCUGGGUCUCGAUCUUUGGUUUCCAAUGGGCACCCUUCUGCCUCCUCUUGUGUUUACCUCUUGCUUGGUGUGCCUCAUUCUACGUGCCUGUGGCCAGACAGCCAACAGUUUAAGGGACAGCACCAUCUCUGUUGAGGUCUUUGGCCAAGAUAAAGCUUACAGCCUCAUUCAGCCGGGUCUCUUCCUAGACUCCAAAGUCCCCUCCAACCAGUCAGGAAUCUUCCUCAGAGAUGCCAUCACUCAGGGCCCACAGCUUUCAGUCAUGUGUGCAAAGCGGACGGAAAUCAGGCGAGCCUUUAAGUACAUCAACACCUUUGUGUCCUGCACAAUCUUCAUAGUUGGCAUCAUCGGCAACUCCACCCUGCUGAGGAUCAUCUACAAGAACAAAUGCAUGAGGAAUGGGCCAAAUGUUCUCAUUGCCAGCCUGGCUCUGGGGGACCUUCUCUACAUCCUUAUUGCCCUGCCCGUCAAUGUUUAUAAGCUGCUUGCGGAAGACUGGCCCUUUGGUGUUCAUGUUUGCAAGUUGGUACCCUUCAUCCAGAAAGCCUCCGUUGGCAUCACUGUCCUCAGCCUCUGUGCUCUCAGCAUAGACAGGUACAGAGCUGUGGCCUCCUGGAACCGGAUCCAAGGGAUUGGCAUCCCCAUGUGGAAAGCAGUCGAGGUGACUCUCAUCUGGGCACUGGCCAUCAUCCUCGCCAUCCCUGAAGCUAUUGCCUUCGACCUGGUGGAUCUGGAUUACCGGGAAGAGACCCACUGGGUUUGCAUGCUGGCCCCACACCAGAUGUCCAGUUUCAUGACGUUCUACAAGAACGCGAAGGACUGGUGGCUUUUUGGCUUCUAUUUCUGCCUGCCUCUGGCCUGCACUGGUGUCUUCUAUACUCUCAUGUCAUGUGAGAUGCUGAGCAAGAGGAAUGGCAUGAGGAUAGCACUCAAUGACCACAUGAAGCGGCGCCGAGAAGUGGCCAAGACGGUGUUCUGCCUGGUGGUGAUCUUUGCUCUGUGCUGGCUGCCUCUUCACCUCAGCAGGAUCCUCAAGAAGACCAUCUACAACCCCCAGGAUGCCGAUCGAUGUGAGCUUCUGAGCUUCCUCCUGGUCAUGGAUUACUUUGGCAUCAACAUGGCCUCGCUGAAUUCCUGCAUUAAUCCUGUGGCGCUCUACUUCGUCAGUCGGAAAUUUAAGAACUGUUUUCAGUCGUGUCUGUGCUGCUGGUGCCAGAGACCGGCCCUUGGCAUCGUGCCGACGGAUGACAAGGGCUCCGUUGGGAAGUGGAAGGCCAAUGGGCAAGAACUGGGCCUCGACCGGAGCAGCUCCCACUUGAGUAACAAGUACAGUUCAUCUUAGAAACUAUGAUACCAACCAGCUCCAAAGGAAGCCAUAUUGGAAGUGGCCUUGGUCAUCACUUAUUCUCCUG